GAAACUAAAUUAAAUUACAUGGAAAUGUGUGUGUCUCCAGCCAAUAACCCUUGUGCCUGGAUGAGGCUCAAUGCAGCGUGGUGGCUGAGUCUGAGCGCAGGCCCUUCCUUCUCUUGCAGUGGAACCUGGUAUGCGAGGACGACUGGAAAGCCCCGCUGACCACCUCCCUCUUCUUCGUGGGGGUCCUCAUCGGCUCCUUCAUCUCGGGGCAGCUCUCGGACAGGUUUGGCAGGAAGAAUAUCCUUUUUUUGACGAUGGCCGUGCAGACUGGCUUCAGCUUCCUGCAGAUCUUCUCUACCAGCUGGGAGAUGUUCACAGUGCUCUUUCUCAUAGUGGGGAUGGGACAGAUCUCUAACUACGUGGUGGCCUUCAUACUGGGAACAGAAAUUCUUGGCAAAUCAGUUCGUAUUAUAUUCUCUACAUUAGGAGUUUGCAUAUUUUUUGCAAUUGGCUACAUGUUGCUGCCACUGUUUGCUUACUUCAUCAGAGACUGGCGGAUGCUGCUGCUGGCGCUCACUAUCCCGGGGCUGUUCUGCGUCCCGCUCUGGUGGAUCAUUCCUGAAUCCCCUCGGUGGCUGAUCUCACAGGGAAGAUAUAAGGAGGCAGAAGUUAUUAUCCGAAAGGCUGCAAAAAUAAAUGGUGUUCCAGCCCCAGCCGUGCUUUUCGACACUGCAGAGAUGCAGGAUUCGAAGCCUCAGCAGCAGCAGAAGGCUAUCCUUCUGGACCUAUUUCGAACCCGAAACAUUGCAACUAUUACUAUUAUGUCAUUACUUUUGUGGUUUUUCACAUCAGUUGGUUACUUUGGCCUGUCCCUCAGCACUCCAAACUGGCAUGGAAAUGCCUACAUCAACUGUUUCCUCUCGGCUGUUAUUGAAGUUCCAGCUUAUGUGAUUGCCUGGCUUCUCCUCCGCUCCCUCCCUCGGCGCUACUCCUUGUCUGGCACCUUUUUUUUAGGGGGAGGUGUUGUCCUCUUCAUUCAGCUGGUUCCUGCAGAUUUUAACAUCCUCUCUGUUGGCCUGGUGAUGCUCGGGAAGUUUGGCAUCACAGCUGCAUUUUCAAUGCUUUAUGUCUAUAACGUGGAGCUGUACCCAACGCUGGUGCGAAACAUGGCAGUCGGAGCUACUUCCACAGCUUCCAGGCUGGGCAGCAUCAUUGCUCCUUACUUCGUUUACCUGGGUGCCUACGACAGAUACCUGCCGUAUAUCCUGAUGGGAAGCCUGACUGUGCUGAUCGGGAUCCUCACCCUGUUUCUCCCAGAGAGCUACGGCAAUCCCCUGCCCGAGAGCUUUGAGCAAAUGCUGAAGGUGAAAUGUUUCAGAAAUGGGCAACAAACCACUGGCAUUAGGAAUUCAAAGGAGAGUCCUAAAACUGUGGUAACACCCUUGUGAAGAAGGAUGCACACUCUCAGAGGGACUGAAAGAAGAACAAGAUCUUCUCAAAAUGUAUUUUCUGCCAGAAGAAAACAAACCAAACCCAACAGUCAAUGCUACUGCACCAUAGUUGUUAUUCCCUGUGCUACUGUACCCAAACACAUAGUUUACUCAACAGCUGCUGUCUACUCCCAUAGGGCUCUUAGUCUGUAAUUCAGUGUCCUGACACCUGGGGUUUGUCAGCAGAUACAGUCCCUGUUGAGAAAUGGGGGCCUGCAUGUGCUGAACGUGAUUGAUUUGAGGAGUUAAGCUUGAAAUGAGCCUUAGGAAUAAUGCAGCAGAGACUCCACUUGGUCAGGUUCUCAAUGAAAGCUGCUUAAAGGAGGGGGGAAAAAAAAAAAGAUGGCAAACGUUGGCUUGCUGGUGGUUUCUCUGGCUCUGUAUGUUCACUGGAUGAAGGGGAGCUGGGUGUCUGUCUUUGAAAAUCUCAGCACGUGCCCCUAAAGGAAAGAUCCUGGCCUCCUUUGAAAUCUUGGACCAAAGCCCAAUAGAUUAAGUCCUUUCAGAAUUUAGUUGCAGCAAAGCAGACGUAGACUUCGCUGUAAGGACAUGGUUUUUAAACAAGACAUCGAGCAUCUUCUGAUGUCACUUGCUUUUCCCAGGACCUGGGGUCCACUUGUCCCUGUAAAAACUGAUGCUUUUUCAUAAAGCCUGAGCCUGCUGAAAUCUGUGGGCUUCAUGAAUGUUCGGUGUCUUUGGGGAAGGGGGAAGCCUUUAACAUAGAAGGGACUACAGCAUGCUGACCUUCUGCUGGGCUGUGCCCACAUGCAAAAGAAACGCGGGCUUUAGCAAGUCAGUGAUGCUGUCCAAACCUGCCAUGCAGUUUUAGCUUUCAGGUUUUCCAUGGUAAAUUGGCAUAAGCAGUUUUUUAGAUCUUUUGGGGUUUUCUUUCAAAGCAUUUCAUUUCUCCUUUGAAUAUAUACCCCAUUGUUCUGUACCUUCAGAGAAAGCUCAUUGCAGUUUCAAAAGCUUCUGCAAAACCUUUCUACCAUUUACAGAUUUAAAGGGGAUUUGAUGCUUGCAAAAAUCUGAUCUUCUAUACUGGAGAUGUUCACCUGUAGCAGUUUUAAUAAAACACAAAAGGGCUAAUCUGGGACCACAGUUUUUUCAAAACAAACAAAAAAAAACCCACCAACAAAGUCAGUGUUUUGUAUUUCAAACCCUACAGGUUAUGUAUGCUUUUUUUUUUUUUUUUUUUAAAGUUCAGCAAAACUAGACUGGAUGAAAACAACUGUAUUGCUUAGAGUUGUGCUACUACUGUUUUAUGAACACUACAGAGUUUGAAAAAAAGUAUAAUACCUUUUGUUUUUCUAUUUAUUGGCUGUGCAUGCACUUCUUGGCCACGUAAAGUCUAUCAGACCUGUAGACUGAUUUUUAUCCUCUAUAAAUAACAAUUAGCUAUGAUUCACCUUCUGUAAGAGCCAACAAAAACACACUGUCUCAUCUCUAAUGUGAGAGUUCACGGCAGGUUGUCUUGUGCUGGCACUUGGCACAGGAAUGUGGCUCUCACUGUAAGUUCAAGAAUAAAUAUAAAGCUUUAUAUCAUUUAAAUGCAAGGAACUUGUGCAAUUAUCUCAAGCUGCUCUUUGGGUUGAGGAAAUACUAUUUGCUUUCAUGUUAAUUUUCUGCAGUUAUGCUUGUGCCAUAAAUGUAAUGUGGCAUGAGGCAACCAUUAUCCUGUGACCCCUGUCAUUCUCAUCCGUUCUCAAGCUGGAAUUUCUCUAAUAACAGCAGUAUUUAAUCUUGUUUUUACUUAUUACAAAGUUAAUCUAUGGAAUAGCUGUUUAGACAGCUAAAUUUCUCAAAAAAACCCUUUAUAUCAGCAUAGGACAGGUUUGGGGACUUGGUUAAAUAUAGGUGGCUGUAUUUUUAUGAAGAUUUUUAUAUUAAGUUGAUACUUAUUUUAUGUGAUCGUAGGCUUGGGUGUGUCUAAAAGGCAAAUAUUUUUGUACUCUUGAACUUUGUAGUAUCUUAAAACCUAGUUUUCUUUUUUUAAAAUAAGAAAAAGCGUUGUGUUUUUUUAAAUACCUUGUUUUAAUCAGUCUCAUUUUUCUUACACCAUUGAUCUCAAGCUAGUGUCACAUUUUAGUAUUUUUAAUGACGAAUUGAAAAAAAGACUCUUUUCACAAGAGCAGAAUGUCUUUCUGAGAAGUACAUGAUGUUGUUAAAAGGCCUUACAGUGUCUGCACAGAGUAAAAACAAGAGGAGGAGAUUGCAAAUGCUUCAUCAGCUGAAGCAUGGAGAAUUUUGUCCUCCACCAGUAUCUUUCCCAGACUCACAGGGGGAUUUCUGAAGAAUCCCAAAGAGCAGUAGUCUUCAGAGGAAUCAAACAGGGGUGAAUCUGGAGGGCAGUAGUGCCUCUUUCCUAGCGAGUUACUAUUUUUUUUUUAAUUGUAAAGCUGGAGAGGACAAGCACUGGUUUAGUAGCUGUUGAUGGAAAUUAGAAUUAUUGCUAGUGAGCUAUUUAAACCUCUCACUGCAACCCUCAGUGGAUUUUCUAUGUCAGAUACUCAGCGGGGCUCGGUGCAGGCCCUGUGUGCUCACACGCAUUGAGGGGGUUGUCCGUAAAGCUCUAACCUGGAGACGGGAGGGAAGCACCAGCUGGAUCACUCCCAGGGACGGCAGGGGCCGUUGCGCUGUGCCUCAUCUGUCACCUCUGUCACUUCGGUCUCUCUGUGUCACCUUGGAUCCUCAGCUGGCUUAUUGGGUCUGCUAAAGCAUAUAUGAAACUGUAGUUAAUUGUCACUCGUUAACUUCUCUCUUAAUUGUAAUAAAAACGUGCACUGGCAUUGUAUAACCUACUUUCUGUGUGGAUUGUAAUUGAAGAAUAAAGUCUCCUACCUUUAA
Athene cunicularia (burrowing owl) is the source of this 4277-nucleotide messenger RNA. Its product is annotated as solute carrier family 22 member 4-like. Bases 255 to 1388 code for a protein of 377 amino acids. The transcript has 9 exons. Lineage: Eukaryota; Metazoa; Chordata; Aves; Strigiformes; Strigidae. Gene Ontology annotation, biological process: transmembrane transport. Gene Ontology annotation, cellular component: membrane. Gene Ontology annotation, molecular function: transmembrane transporter activity. The record is from RefSeq and is a predicted model, not a curated record.